This is a messenger RNA of Pseudopipra pipra, 2319 nucleotides long. Its product is annotated as C4b-binding protein alpha chain-like. The record is from RefSeq and is a predicted model, not a curated record. Gene Ontology annotation, biological process: T cell mediated immunity; negative regulation of complement activation, classical pathway. The coding region runs from base 36 to 392 and encodes 118 amino acids. The transcript has 6 exons. Gene Ontology annotation, cellular component: plasma membrane. NCBI's taxonomy places the organism in Eukaryota, Metazoa, Chordata, Aves, Passeriformes, Pipridae.
CCUGUGGUGCCCUGGCAGCGCUGCCCGGGGGGAGGAUGGUGCCCCUCACAGACCUGCAGUUUGGUGCCAGAGUGGACGUGUUCUGUGAGGAUGGGUACAAAUUAAUUGGAAAUAAUAUCAUCUGGUGCCAGCUUAAAGGAAACGACAUUGAGUGGAGUCAACUUCCAACCUGUGAAUUGAUUACCUGCUCUUCACCUCCUCCAAUCAGCAAUGGGAAGCAUGAUGGUGAAGGUGUGGAAAACUUUGCUUAUAACUCCACGGUGACAUACAGCUGUGCCCCUGGAUUCCAGCUCCUUGGGAAUGUGAGCAUCCGCUGUACGAGCCCGGACAAAACCACCGGAGUCUGGAGUGGAGCUGUGCCCAAGUGCAAAGGGCAUGUCAAACGUCAGUAAUAAGGCAAUUUUAAAGAGGAAAAAAUGCAGUGCUGGAGUAAGAACAGAACUGUGCAAGCAAGACCUAGUGCUCCCUGCAAUGCUCACUCUUUGUCCCCUAGAGAAAAGCUCAGCUGUCAAAUUUGGAGCAAAAGACGUGGAAAGGAGUGUCCCUCCCCAGAGUCCCCAGGGAAAUGGUAUCCAACCCCCUAAGAAGGCUUUAUCAUGGGAGAGGAAGCUCAGCCUCUACAAGAAGUCACUCCAAAAUACCAUCUCCUCCCCCCAUUCUGUGUCUGUCUCCAAGACACCAGGUCAGUCCUGGAAGCUCAUCUGGAGAUCAGGGAAAUUCCUCAGUGGGACUCCCUGGUUACUCCCAGCCCCAAACCCUGGAGUUUCCAUUUUUCCCCAUGUCUCCCUUCAGUGUCCAGGAGCUGUGCUACCUCAGCAUUCAGGUUUGUCCUACCUUUGUACAAAUCCCAAAAACACUCUUCUCCUGGGACCAGCAAAGGAUCCGUGUGUCCUCCGAAGCACAUGGGGAUCUCUGGCAUUCUCCCCAAAUCCAGCUGCUUUCAGAACUCAAAACUCUCUAAAGUUGCAUCAUUUUGUGCAAAGAGGUCGUGGGUGGCCAGGAGAAGCUGGACAUGGCAGAAGUGCUGCUACACCACAUUCCCCAUCCGCUGCAAAGGAUUAUUUUACCCAUGAAAAGGGUGAACUUUGGCUCUCUGGGACAAGGGGGGAGCUGUAAGUGUGUUAUUGUAAGUAAUGAAGCCAAAACACCCACUGGAGGGUCUCCCUACCUGGCCAGAGGUUGGGUGAAGAGUGUUUCUCUGGUGUCAGGGUCAGGCUGAGUUUGCCCACUCCUGAUUCACGUUUCUUGGGUCAAAAUCAGAAAAUCUGUUGCCCCUCCUGUGGUGGACAAACCAGCACUGGAAGGAUAAAGCAGGAAAACCCUUCGCCUGAUCUGCCCCAAAAUUGUCCCGUGCAGUGGUUGCACUUGUUAGGGCUCUUACACUUUGCUUUAAGACAAAGACUGAGCUGGAUCAGGUCUGUCCCACAUGUAAAAUGUAAUUUUUUACUGGUGAUGUGUUUUUAAAUGUUCCCAGAAAUUGACUGCAAAUCACUUCUGCAAGCAUGUCCCCAUAUUUUCCUCUCCCACCUGAGUUUUUCUUUCAGCAAUUUUAUUCUAACCCCCUGAAUCCCGUUGUGAUUCCCUGCUGAUCUGACCAGCCUUUUUUUUCAGGCUGCAGUUUCCCAGAAAUACCCCCCAGAUGUUCUGCAGGACUUCUGCAGAGCUCAGUUACGUCACAGCCCCCCUGACUGAAUGUUUCCACAGCCACAGGUUUUUUUGCUCACUAGCAACCGCCCCAAACACAGACCCAACCUCUCUGAGGAGCCGAGCUGCUCCCUCAGCUUCCCAGGAAUUUCUGGCUGUAGCACAGCCUGGGUGUGGAUACACCCAUGGCAGCUGCCCUGAGCAGGGUUGUACUGAAAGCAAAACUUGCAGAAUUAUGAGCUCAUUUCUUUUAGGAAGUCACAGAGUUUUAGACAUUAUAUUGAAUGUUGAUCUUUAUAUCUUUGGUAGUUCAAGCCCUUCUUAAGCAAAAGCUGCUUUUUUUUUUUUUUUUUUUUGUAUCAGACCUAAGUUCUUUGAAGUUUAUAUUUCUACUACAGGAAGAUAAAGCCACAAGUGGGCUGGGCAUCUCCUAAUCUCAUAACAUAAAGGAGAUACUUCUGCUUUCCAAAGGCAGCUCAGUAGUGCUGUGAGCACCCUGACUACUCACAGACACAGAAAUACAACUGCUAAAUAUCCUGCCCAGUGUUGUCACACUGCAACAGAGAGACUGGAAAUGUCACAUUCAUGGCUGCUCACCCCAUCUUUGUCCUGUAAGAAACACUAAAGCCUUUCUGGGAUUUUAUCUACAUUUAGUAAUAAAUGGUAAUUGUUUAU